AAUUUCUUAAAAAAUCAUUUAAAGAAGGAGCUAUAAAUAAAGAAAAGUAACGUGUAACUCGAUGUAAAAAAACAGAAAAACUAUAUCAAGAUGUUUUUGCCUGACAGCUAAUACAUUUUAUUACAUGCAAAUAAGCUUUGACGUACUAACAUACAUAAAUACACGUAAAUCUAUGUAUAAGAUGAGGUUUUAAGUAUAAAGCUUCUGCUGCUCCUGCUGCUGCUGCUGCUGCUGCUGCUGCUGCCGCCGCCGUUAAUCGUUGCGCUAGUAGGAGUCUAGAAGACUAGUAAACUUUUAACGCAUCUAUCAUUUAUAUCAUUGAAGUUCUCUACUACUUCUUCGACAUCGUUUAUUAUUAGCUGGCUUGGAAAGGAAGGUUUGUUAUAACAUAUCUCAUAGUUAUUCCUUUGUUCCGUUUUAUUCGCAGUCAUGACUUAUAUACCGAAAAAAAAUUCCUAUUAUUCACGCUCACAUGCAGCUAUGAAUUUGAUAAAUAUGGAUUCGGAAAAUCGGGUUGUUUUGAAUGUGGGCGGCAUACGACACGAAACCUAUAAGGCUACACUUAAAAAAAUUCCAGCCACAAGAUUAUCAAGACUCACCGAGGCGUUAGCCAAUUACGAUCCAAUUCUGAAUGAAUACUUCUUUGAUCGGCAUCCUGGCGUAUUUGCACAAGUUUUAAAUUAUUACAGAACGGGCAAAUUGCAUUAUCCAACGGAUGUUUGUGGACCACUUUUCGAAGAGGAAUUAGAAUUUUGGGGAUUAGAUUCAAAUCAAGUUGAACCAUGCUGUUGGAUGACGUAUACGCAGCAUCGCGACACUCAAGAGACAUUAGCCGUUUUAGAUCGUUUAGAUUUGGAUACAGAAAAACCGUCCGAAGAGGAGUUAGCUCGUAAAUUUGGUUUCGAAGAAGACUACUACAAAGGUACAUUAUCAUGGUGGCAAGAAAUGAAACCACGCAUAUGGUCACUUUUUGAUGAACCCUAUAGUUCCAAUGCAGCUAAGAUUAUUGGAGUCGUUUCGGUAUUCUUCAUAUGCAUUUCAAUAUUAUCGUUUUGCUUGAAAACCCAUCCUGAUAUGCGUGUACCUUUUGUACGCAAUAUAACUGUACGUACGGCCAAUGGCAGUUCGGCCUGGUUCUUAGAUAAAACGCAGACAAAUGCUCAUAUAGCAUUUUUUUACAUUGAAUGCGUUUGCAAUGCGUGGUUCACAUUCGAGAUAUUGGUCCGUUUUAUAUCGUCACCUAAUAAAUGCGAAUUCAUCAAAUCAUCUGUGAAUAUAAUCGAUUACAUAGCCACACUUAGCUUUUAUAUUGAUUUAGUGCUUCAACGAUUCGCCUCACAUUUGGAGAACGCUGACAUCUUGGAGUUCUUCUCAAUUAUACGCAUUAUGCGUUUAUUUAAGCUUACACGUCAUUCGUCGGGCCUGAAAAUCUUAAUACAAACAUUUCGAGCUUCGGCCAAGGAAUUAACUUUACUGGUAUUUUUCCUAGUCUUAGGCAUCGUUAUAUUUGCCAGUCUGGUUUAUUAUGCUGAACGUAUACAAACGAAUCCGCAUAACGAUUUCAAUAGUAUACCGUUAGGUUUGUGGUGGGCAUUAGUUACUAUGACCACAGUCGGCUAUGGUGAUAUGGUGCCAAAAACUUAUAUCGGUAUGUUUGUGGGCGCUUUAUGUGCUCUAGCCGGUGUCCUAACAAUUGCACUGCCAGUACCGGUUAUUGUUAGUAAUUUCGCUAUGUACUAUUCACACACACAAGCACGUGCAAAACUGCCAAAGAAACGAAGACGUGUACUUCCGGUCGAACAGCCCCGUCCACCCAGAUUGCCAGGAGCUGUGAGUGCUUGUGGUACACCUGGUUCCGGUCCCAACUCUGGACCCAUGGGCUCUGGUGGUACCGGACCACGUCGCAUGAAUAAUAAGACCAAAGAUUUAGUGAGUCCUAAAUCGGAUGAAUACACGGCUAUGCUUAGCAAGAAUCGUGAAGGUAAAAUGGCAAGCCUACUUUGAAAUUAACAGCAACUACAUCAGCAGCAGCAUCGGCUUUUGUCUACCUCCUCGAAUGAUUCAUCGUCAACAAUAACAACAUACAAAGCAUCACAGACAACACCGCCUCAGAAAAAAGUCAACAAAAUCCGAUUUCUAACAUCUAAUCUAAACGAAACCAAAGCUUAAUAAAAUAAAAAAAAAAACAAUAUCCGGAAUUCGCAAUGAUACGUUAACGGGCAUUACCAAAACCGCAUUAGCGCAUUAGCGCGAAAUUCACAAUGAUACGCUGACGGGCAAAGACCCUUAGCGCAAAAAAUUUCCCUUUUUAUUAAUAACUAUAACAUAUAUAUAAAUUAAUAUUCGUAUCAGGACACAUGAAAAAACAAAAAGAAAAACAAAACAAAACAAAGAAAAGGAAUAGAAAGACAUCACGGAUUUAGUACAGGAUACAUUUGUACGUAUGUGUUUAAAAAAAA
This is a messenger RNA of Glossina fuscipes, 2459 nucleotides long. RefSeq names its product potassium voltage-gated channel protein Shaw (gene Shaw). Gene Ontology annotation, molecular function: protein binding; delayed rectifier potassium channel activity. Lineage: Eukaryota; Metazoa; Arthropoda; Insecta; Diptera; Glossinidae. The transcript has 8 exons. The record is from RefSeq and is a predicted model, not a curated record. Gene Ontology annotation, biological process: potassium ion transmembrane transport; protein homooligomerization. Gene Ontology annotation, cellular component: axon; voltage-gated potassium channel complex; dendrite membrane. The coding region runs from base 430 to 2004 and encodes 524 amino acids.